GCAUCUCCUGAGGCAAAACGCCAUGCGCCUCCAAGAAUCCAGUCCGUGUUUUUCCAUAUUGUCAUACUCGCCACUGGAUUGUGCGGUUUGUCUGUGUGUCUCUCUGUGUGUGUGUGAGAGAGAGGGAGGAUUGCUACUUUCUCUCCUCUGAUAGAAACACAGAGCAGAAGUUGAGAGCGCGCCGCUCCGGAUCCAUUCUGGACGUUUCGCCGUUCUAAUCGCACACGCGUUCGUUCCGAGAGGAUCCGUUGGAGAAUUCUGCUAUGAGCCGGAUGCGACAGAGCGCGUGAUUGAUCAUUGAUGAGCGAUUGUAUGAUCGAAACAUUUGUCCACCUGCAGCUGGAGACGCCGGUGCGCUGAGCGCGUCUUGGGGGUUUUGCGCUUUUACGCAUCGGCUGGAUUUGCUCGCAGGAGGGAUGUUGAAGACACCUGUCGUGGUUUUCACUUCUUUAUCGCUUCUAUUGUCGCUGUCAUGUGCUGGAGAUGUAAAAUCGCGCAGCUGCAGCGAUGUGCGCCAGGCGUUCACGACCAAAGGCUUCAGUCUCCAUAAUGUGCCACUCCAGGAGAUAUCAGGUGAACAUCUGCGGGUUUGUUCCCAAGGCUACACCUGCUGCACUUCAGACAUGGAGGACAGACUCGGCCAGCAGGGUAAACUGGAUUUCGAGAAAUUAGUGGAUGAAAGCAGCCGCACCAUACGGACAGUAUUUACCUCCAGACAUAAAAAGUUUGACGAAUUCUUUCUGGAGUUGCUGGACAACUCGGAAAAGUCACUCAACGACAUGUUUGUGCGCACAUAUGGCAAACUGUACACUCACAACUCAGAGAUGUUUGAGGACCUGUUCUCCGAGCUCAAGCGCUACUACACCGGCGGCAACGUCAACCUUGAGGAAGUGCUGAAUGACUUCUGGUCGAGACUGCUGGAACGCAUGUUUCAGCUGCUUAACUCUCAGUACACGUUCACUGACGACUAUCUGGAGUGUAUCAGCAAAUACACAGACCAGUUAAAACCCUUUGGAGAUGUUCCUCGCAAGCUCAAGGCCCAGGUCACCAAGGCCUUUAUUGCGGCUCGCUCGUUCGUUCAAGGACUCAUGGUGGGUCGGGAAGUGGCCAACAGAGUGGCAAAGGUCAAUAUAUCACCAGGAUGCAGUAAAGCAUUGACCAAAAUGUUAUACUGUCCAUACUGUGGAGGAAUGCCAGGCCUCAAACCCUGCGCCAACUACUGCCAAAAUGUCAUGCGGGGCUGCCUGGCCAACCAAGCGGACCUGGACCCGGAGUGGAACCUCUUCAUUGAUGCCAUGCUGCUGGUGGCUGACAGACUGGAAGGGCCCUUUAACAUUGAGGCCGUCAUGGAGCCGAUAGAUGUAAAGAUUUCAGAGGCCAUCAUGACCAUGCAGGACAACAGCAUGCAAGUUUCAUCCAAGGUAUUCCAAGGAUGCGGUCAUCCCAAACCAACUGGAAUCGGCCGAUCUGCCCGCGGGAUCUCGGAUGUGUUCAACAGUCGCUUCAGACCUUACAGCCCAGAAGAGAGGCCCACCACGGCAGCCGGCACCAGCCUGGACAGACUGAGGAUUGUCUGGAGGACGAUGCAACACAGCGUGAUCGACAUUAAGGAGAAGCUAAAGGAGUCGAAGAAAUUCUGGUCGUCGCUGCCAGACAGCAUCUGUGCAGAGGACAAUGUGACUGACCCAGAUGAGGAGCAGUGCUGGAACAGCCACACAAAGGGAAGAUAUUUUCCUGAAGUUGUAAAAGACGGCCUUACGAACCAGCUUAAUAACCCAGAGGUGGAAGUGGACAUCACAAGACCAGACACCUUCAUCAGACAGCAGAUCAUGACCCUGCGAGUGAUGACCAACAAGUUACGAAACGCCUACAAUGGCAAAGACGUCUACUUCCAAGACUCGAGUGAUGAGGAGAGCGGCUCAGGUAGCGGAAGCGGCUUCACGACAGAACCUGAAGUGGUCCACACAGAGCCCCCGAUGUUGGAAGCAGACAAAAGCGACCCGCAACCAACGGCAGGCACGGCCCAAUGGCAAAAGCCUUCGUUGCAGUUACUAGUCACCGUUAUGGCCCUCACAUCGCUGCUGCUGCGGAGGAGAUAAUGGCAGUAGGGGGCACGCAGCCACACGGACAUUUAAGACAGACGCAGCGUCGCUCACGCUGUUAGCCUUUCCGUAACUGGACUGGACGUUUUCCAAAAAAAAAAAUAUAAAGAAAAAAGCCCAUGAAAAAAAGGAGAGCAAGCUAGCUAGCUAAACGUAAGGAGAGCAAGUGAGUGUGUGAAAGGAAGAGCGAGCGCAAAUCUUUGCAUCCUGCUUUUUCCAAAGAAUGCUUGGUGCAAUCAGAAACAGCUUCUCUUUUGGCCAACUGCUCUCAUUUCUAAAUGAAGUUACUUUUCGGAUGAAAAAAGUGGUUGCCGUGAAAAUGGGAGCCCUUUCCACAUAGCUCUUUCGGAAAAGAAUGGGAAAAUAUAAAAAUAUAUUUUUGUUUUCCUUUUAUACUGCAUAAAAUGAGACAACAAAAUACGCUCUGGUGUUUUCUCGCCCCUCCCGAAUUCAUUGUACGAUUAAAAAAAAAAAGCAAAAAAAAAAAAAAAAAAAAAAAACAGGCAUUAUAAAGAAAAAAGUAACAACAAAAAAUCUAUAUGAAUCAAUUUGUUUAUGUACCACUGUGAGAAUGCAUGGGGAGGUCAUGAGUAAAUGUUUUUAACUGUGAUUUUCACACAAUUUUAAUGCUUUUUCUCUUUUUUUCUUUUGUUGAAGUGAUUUUUUUAGUGUUAUUUGCUAAGGUGGCGAUUUGAGGUCAUUUUAUAAGACAGCUUUAGGUGAGCGUUAAAAGAGUCUGGUCGAGUUUCCCGAGGGCUGCUCCUGCUUAAUUCAAAAUAAAUGAUCCAUAUCUUAAUAUAUAAAGGUUUAGUUAUAAAAUGUUUUCUUACAGAGAAAGAUUUAUUUAUAUUUCUAAUAUAAUUAUAUAUUUUGGCUUUACCAGUUAGCAACUUUUAUUCAAAAGCGCAUAUCUAACAAAAUAGCUCUCGCAAAGAUGUUUUUUGCCCUUUUCAAUGCAAACACAUUCAUUUAUUUUACAAAUAAUUCCUUUUCAAUCUGGAUUCAGAUGUACCCAACAGACUUGCCUGAUGAGUCUGAAAUUUUAACUGAAUGAAACAAUUUCCUUUGCCCCGUAUGUAAUUCUGAUUUGGGAAAGUUUCUAAUCGAAAAGUCUUCGGAAACACCGAAAGCCAGUGUUAAACGCGAUCUGAGUCAUGUUCCUUACGCUCAUUUAUAUACUUGUCAUUUUAAUCAAUUAUGUAUGCACAACCCUCAUUUACUUAACAGCUUUUUUCAUUUUUCUGUCUUUAUAUGUAGCUCACCAUAUCAGCGUUUCACAUUUUAUGUAUAGACAAUUACAAAAUGAAUUUGUUGUGAAUCAGUGGGCCUCAUUCAUGAAACUAAAGCAGGUUAAUUUUGCAGGUAAUUAUUUUAAAACAGUGUUUCCCAACCAGGCUGCCGUGUAAAAAAAAAAAAAAUAUAUAUAUAUAUGUAAAUCACAAGAAAGGUUGGUCCAAGGGUACAUUUACACGACAACGAUAUGGUUAAAACGGAGAAGUUUUUCCUUUUCUGCGUACAGACGACACCAUUGUCAAAACCACCCCCCAUUCAUACGAAUCCGUGAAAAUGACUAAAAAUGCUGUAUUCUGCUGGCAGGCCAUUAGAUGGCGAUGAAACACUAUAGACUGAACAUGUAAUGCGCAUGUGCAUGACAUCAUCGUUUUCACAGAUUUGCGUUUUUGUUGUUUAGACCGAGAUCGUUUUCAAAAACUUGCAGUUUGAAACCCGUUUUUAAAAGUUUGCGUUUUCAGGCCACCAAAACGCCAUUGUUGUGUAAAUGAACGGCCAAAGCGCAUAAAAGGUUUUCUGUUUUUAGUUGAAAACAGCCCCUAAAUUUCACCGUGGGAUGUGCAUAAUUUUCAUUCCUGUGCUCACAUCCAAAAUACGCACAAAUAAAGCAACGUCUCAAACAGUUCGCGAGUGCCAGAUUGAUUUAUUUUUCAUGAUUUGUUGCACUUAAAUGGUCAAAUACACACAAAAAUAUUGUCACAAUGUCUGUUUUGCUGAUUAUUCACAUAAACACAAUUGGUUAUGUCCUGAGUGAACAUAAACAGUUAAGAAAGAAAAGGCAUGUGCAACAGUAUAUUGGAUCUGUACGUCAGCAGCCUAAUAUACCUGCUGCUGUCUGUGUUUUUAAUGUUAAUCAAACAACAAAAGACAGAGAAAAUCACUCACUGCUCUUGACUGAAUCACUUUUGUAACUUCUGUAUUUAGUUUUUUAUUAAUUUCUAGUAUUUCCUACCUGAAUAGCCCUACUGCAGUUAAACCUACCUGAAAAACUUAAAGCAAUUCAUUUAAUUUGUAUCUUUAUUCUAUUGUAUUUAUUUCUGCUAUCAUUAGUAAUUUUUUUAUUUGUUCUUAUUUUAUUACUGACUGUUUACUUAAAUUUAGUUAAGUUUGAAAUCAAUCUUGUGCAAUUGCAACAAAAUUAGCACAUUGUAAAAACAUUGAGUGAGCAAACAUUUAGGUGAGAUAUGGUAAUUGAGCACUGUUUAUAUAUGAAUAAAAGCCUAAAUUAAAAUCUGUCAACAUAUAAAGUGAUCUCUUCAGAAGAAAUUAUUGAUUGCCUAGACUUUCAAUGGAUAGACAUAAAAUUAAUAAUGAUAAUAUAUUUUAUAUAUAUAUAUAUAUAUAUAUAUUUUUUUUUUUUUUUUUUUUUUUUUUUUUUUUUUUAAAUCUAUAUGACAGUAUAUACGGUGGUUCUUCCCCUGGUGACGAAUAUCGAUACUUUUCAAGGUAUCGUAUCGAGGUUAGAAAUUCCAGUAUCGUGACAACACUAGUGUAGGGUGCCACAAAUUUUCAAAAAUUUCCAAAGGGUGCCGUGACUGAAAAAAGGCAGGGAAACACUGUUCUAAAAUAUAUAAAAUAUCUCAAAUGUUUAUUGCAACAUGCAAAAAUUUUCUUUGUUUUAUGUAAAAGUUCAUUUUUGUUUUAUUUAAAUAAUUUGUAAGCAUUCUUAUGAAAUUUGCUGCAUUGAAUUGAAUUAAACUGCAUUAGUUUUUUUAGUUAUUAAUGACUUACACUGAAAUCUGUUUCACGAAUGAGGCCCAAUGAGUCGCUUUGAAUGUUACAAGGGCACUUUCUUGAUUUCACUUGUAUCUAUAGUUAUGAAUGUUUCUAAUCCAGUGCAAUUCAAAUCCAAAUGUACACAGUGAACAAACUGACAGAAUUGCCAGUUUAAUGGCUCAGACCUCCCGUUAUGAAUGCUGGCAUGUGUUAAUGUAUCGUUUAAUGACAGCCUCUCCAAACAGCUCAUGAUUUAUGGAAGGACGCCAUGCAUUCAUCCAGAGCCGUAAAGCUAUGCGUUACAGUAUGUUCAAAGCCGCCUGCUAAAACACUCUUUUCAUCAUUGAAAUGCAAAGACGCUAAAAGAUCCCUCUAAUGUCCUCUUCUCAGAGAUGCGUGAAGGUGGAAUUGAAGCAUCAGUGAGGACGGGUGGCGUGUAGAAUAUAGACACACAAACAGCUUUGAAAAUGAAAUGUGGAAGAGAGAGAGACAGUCCAGUGAUGCUCUAGUGCAUCUGGUUUUGAAAGCAGGACAGGUAGCAGAAGACAAUGUGCUUUUUGCUCAUGCCUGGGUACUUUUGUCUUCCCAGAAAGGCUCAAAAAGCACCUCGGUGGGUUUUGGAAAUAAGAAAUUCAGUGAGCCAAGAGAGAGGGUGCACUGUGGAAAGGUCGAACACGCUGCUGUGUCACAAAGUCAACAUGAAGUCAGAUCUUGAAUCCUGUUCACUUUUUCAAACAUGUUCCUACACUCUUAAAAAUAAAGGUUUCAGAAGGGGGGAUUUGUUGUGAUGCCAUAGAAGAACCAUUUUGGGUUCCCCAAAGAACUUUUCAGUGAACAGUUCUUAAAAGAACCUUUUUUUUUUUCUUAGUGUGAAGAACAUUUGAAUAAUCUAAAGAACCCUUUUCCACUUGUGCAAUGGAAAGGUUCUAUGGAUGUUAAAGGCUCUUCAUGGAACCAUCAAUGCCAAUAUAGAACCUUUAUUUUUAAGAGUGUAGAUGAAAAAUACAUUUUUUUUUUUUUUUCAUUGAAUAUGAACAUUGCGGAAAUUAAAUAUGUCAUUUUAUCUCGACUUUAAGUGUAAGAUGGGAAUUAAAAAGAAUGCAAAGGAAAUGCAGGUCCAUAUAUGAACCCAUAUAUGUAUUGUAACCAAAGUUAUAAAACAUUAUAGUACUUAUCUAUUCAUUGUUACAUUGAUGCAUUAAAACAGAUGACAAACAACCAAUUUCAGAUGUAACAAGGAAUCUGCAAAUAUUGUAAUGCAUUUUAACUUUGGUUACAAUUAUUUAUGAAAAGAUAUAAUAUGAAUACCUUUAUAAUGCAUUACACAUAAAUGCUUUAAAGUGCCCCUAUUAUGCUAUUUUAAAGGUUCCUAAUUUUCUCUCAGAGACUGAAAACAGUUUGUUUGAAGAUUCAGUCUCUCUAAACCCCUCUUUUCCACAAACCUACUCUGCUCAGACGGCCCAGUCUGUUUGUGAUUGGUCUACUCUGAUCUGAUUGGUCAGAUGGCCCAGCCUGUUUUGAUUGGACGGCCACUGCGUCGGAAACAAAACAUCCAUUAGCAUAUUUGAACUUCAGCUCCGGAUCUUCAUACACAGUGAUUUGAAUAUUAACGAUGGUGACAGUUUUUCCGUAACAAUUGUAGCGCUGGAUUCGCAGCGCUGAAAACAGCGUCUUCACAACAUGUAGACAACAUAAACCAAACUCUUCCAGUUUCAGCUAUAACUACAGUGUUUGAGGGCAGGGCAAAGCAGAUGUUGUAUGCGGGCAGCCAAUGGAGACCAUAGACUGGCAUUAUGCAAAUUUGUUACAUUGUUAUGUAGGUAUGUGACAAGAAGUGAGGCUGGAAUUGCUGAUGAAUUCGAUAGUUCAGAAACUAUUCUUUCUUUCAGGCAACAAUAACUUUGUGUUGUGUACUUUGAUCUUUAAAACUUUGCAGACAUUUACCUUCACAAACAGCUAUAUUAAAUGGAAGCUUGUUUCCAUCAUGAAAUAAAAAAGGUAAUUGUGACUUUUUAUCUCACACUUUUUUUUUACUUUUUUUUUUUUUUUUCAGAAUUGCAAGAUAUAAACUCACAAUUGCGAGCUAUAAAAUCAGAAUUGCAAGAUAUAAACUUGCAAUUGCAAGGAAAAAAAAUGACAGAAUUGCAACUUUAUAUCUCACAAUUCUGGCUUUAUAACAUACAAUUCCAACUUUAUAACUCGCAAUUGUGAGUUUAAAUCUCGUAAUUCUGAGAAAAACAAGUCAGAAUUGUGAGAUAAAAAGUCGCAAUUAUCUUUUUAAUUUAUUUUAUUUUUUUAUUUUUUUUUAAUAUUCGAAAAAGCAUAAUGGGGCACUUUAAGUAAAGUGUUACCAGUAUAUAUCAUGCCAACUUUAUUUCAAGGAAGACUAAAGUGAAGAAUCCUCAAAAUUGGUUGAGGGUCCCAAAAGAGCUGGUCGCAAUAUUGAUCACAAACGGGCACGUUAGCGGAAAAACUGCGACGUUUUAGCUCUGUUUUCUCUUCCAUUGCCCUCCAUUCUUGCGCGCUCCUGUCAGAAUCUGAAGACGGUGUUGUUGAAACAAGCAUGUCAUGUAAAACUUUUCCUAAUAGCUUGCGUGUUUCUACUUGUGGUCUGAAUGUAUUUGGCUUUCCUCUUUUGUGUGGAGAUGAUAUUGAUUCAAACGGAAUCAGCUAUUUUAAUGGUCUUGGAGGAUGCGAAGACUAAUUUGUCGAAUGUUUUUUUUUCUUUCUUUCUUUUUUUUUUUUUAAAUGUGUUUGAUGAAUUGAAGGAUACAAACCAGAUCCAAGCACUCAGAGUGAACCUGUUUCUAUAGUUCUUUAUUUUUAGUUUCUUUCCACAUUGCACUUUGAAAUUGAGUUCCACAUUUAGAUCUUUAUAUGACAAAAACAAGACAAGAAAAAAAAAGAAAAACGUUUACAUGUAAACAAGUACAAGCCAUGUCAAAUACAUGUUUGAGAAGAUUGUGGUCUGAAAAUGAACGUCGUUCCUACUGAAGCACGCUGCUUUGAGCUACUAUAGGUGAAGUUUUAAUGCGACGUUUAUGUCGUGCAAGCAGACAUGCCUUACAGUUUGUUUGUUUUGUUUUUUUUAAGAAAAGUACUAAAUGGAUUGCAUAUUUGGAUUUUGUUACUCUCUCUUAUAUACAGACAAGUGAUGAAGGGGUGCAAAUAAACAUUUUAUAUGAAAAAAACA
Molecule: messenger RNA, 8301 nt
Organism: Ctenopharyngodon idella (grass carp)
Lineage: Eukaryota; Metazoa; Chordata; Actinopteri; Cypriniformes; Xenocyprididae
Gene: gpc6a
Product: glypican 6a
Exons: 10
Coding region: 417-2099 (560 amino acids)
Biological process (GO): regulation of signal transduction; regulation of protein localization to membrane; cell migration
Cellular component (GO): cell surface; extracellular region; plasma membrane
Source: RefSeq, a predicted model, not a curated record